Aplysia californica (California sea hare) is the source of this 1150-nucleotide messenger RNA. RefSeq names its product failed axon connections homolog. Lineage: Eukaryota; Metazoa; Mollusca; Gastropoda; Aplysiida; Aplysiidae. Gene Ontology annotation, cellular component: cytoplasm. The record is from RefSeq and is a predicted model, not a curated record.
CUACAAGCUCCCCGACCCACCCACAGACACAGUAAUCCUCCACCAGUUCGGCCCGGCCCCGGCAGUACCCAGUGUGUCGCCGUUUGUCAUCAAGCUGGAGACUUAUCUCCGAGCGGCCGGCAUCCCUUACGUGAACAAAUUCGAUCGUAAGUUGGGUCCCAAGGGCAAGAUCCCGUGGAUCCAGUACAACGAGCACGUGAUGAGCGACUCCCAGUUCUGUGUGGAGUUCCUGAACCAGCAGUUCUCCGUGAACCUGAGCAGACGUCUGAGCCCACAGGAGGCGGCACUGGGCCAGGUCGUCAGGAGAACGGCUGAGGAGUUUAUCUACUGGGCUAUCGUGUGGUACCGACUGUGUGGUGACCCGUCCAGUACCCUGUACCGUCAACUGGGUCUCCCCGCCCCCUUCAUCUGGUACCUGAGACACGAGUCAGCCCGCAGGGUGGCCGUCCAUGGCAUAGGUCGACACUCACACGACGAGGUCACCAAACUGACCCGUGAUGACCUCAGGGCCCUCUCCGUCAUACUGGGCAACAAGAACUUCCUGUUCGGCAACAGCAAGGAGGAAGUGACAGAGGUAGACUGCGCGCUGUUCGGACAGCUGUGUGAGCUGUUGUGGGGCACGCCACUAUGUCCCGUGGCUGCGGAGGCCAGAGAAAAAUUCCCCAAUCUGGAACAGUUCUGCCUCAAAAUGAAGGAAGCUUUCUGGCCGGACUGGGAGGAGAGACUUCUUGGCGCCAAAACAAAAGCAGACGCACACAAAAACGGAACCGCCAAAAGUGAGGAGGGGAAAAAAAGUAGUCCCCCCUUACAGCACGCAGACAGCAGUAUCGAUGACGUCACGCCAAUUGGACCAAUGAGCAGCGACUUUACGGAAAGCGAAGUAUUAAGAUCUCGAGCUGCGAAGAUUAAUGGAACAAACUCGUCCUGAUCAAUUUGAUUCAAAUUGUGUUCGAGGAAAGAAUUUCAUCUAAGGACGGACAAUUAGAUCCGGCUUGGCAUUAAUUGUUUAUGAAUUGUGAGGAACACGAGGCAAUAGAUUCUAUAUUCUGCAGUGUUGAACCCUAUCUGUACGCCCUGGGGUCAUUUCGUACCCCAGGGGUUGUAUUCUUCGCAUUUUAGAAUACUUCUAGAGCGACGAUCUCUUUGAAAC